CGGUCCCCGUCACCCUCUGCCUUUUCUGAUCCUCACAGUCAACAGCUGCUACAGCUUCAGCCGUAGGGCUGGAUUUCCCGUCCCAGCACCUUCCCCUCCCCCACUCCCCAGCGUGCUGGUAGCCCCUCCUCCUUGCCCCUACCCAAAGGUCACGGGACAGGCUGGAGGAUGAGAGUGUUGUCCUGCAGCCCGACUAGGUCCUCAGCGAUGAAUGUACCUCAGACAGGAAAAAGACAGGGCUGCUGUGUGUGUCCGAACGCUGUUACCUCCUGGGGUUGCAGACUCUGCAAGUUUCAAAUAGGGCAAUGCCCAGAAGUUGGUGAAGGCUCUCUUCUCCAACAUGGCUGAUUGCAUUAAGUAUGAAGUGGCCCCCCAGCAUGAGAGAGAUGCCUCCCCUUUGGCCAGUGAGGCCAGCCCGGGGUCGGAGCAGGUACAGCUGAAGAAGGAGAUCUCGCUGCUUAAUGGCGUGUGUCUGAUUGUGGGAAACAUGAUUGGCUCGGGCAUCUUCGUCUCCCCCAAGGGUGUACUCAUGUACAGUGCCUCCUUUGGCCUCUCCCUGGUCAUCUGGGCUGUCGGGGGCCUCUUUUCAGUCUUUGGGGCCCUUUGUUAUGCGGAACUGGGCACUACCAUUAAGAAAUCUGGGGCCAGCUACGCCUACAUCCUUGAGGCUUUCGGGGGAUUCCUUGCCUUCAUCCGUCUCUGGACCUCCCUCCUCAUCAUCGAGCCCACAAGCCAGGCCAUCAUUGCCAUCACCUUUGCAAACUACAUGGUGCAGCCCUUCUUCCCGAGCUGCUUUGCCCCGUAUGCUGCCGGCCGGCUGCUGGCUGCUGCCUGCAUCUGGGUGUGGAAUCACAACAAAGGAAGAGAGUUUGGAUUACAUGAAAAAAAUGUACUGACUGUGGAGCUGGAAGGUAGAGUCCUACAGCAGGGAACUCAUGGUGUGGUCAAGGAGACAGGUCUCUUAACCUUCAUUAACUGUGCCUAUGUCAAGUGGGGAACCUUGGUACAAGAUAUUUUCACCUAUGCUAAAGUAUUGGCGCUGAUCGCUGUCAUCAUCGCAGGCAUUGUUAGACUUGGCCAGGGAGCCUCGACUCACUUUGAGAAUUCCUUUGAGGAUUCAUCAUUUGCAGUGGGUGACAUUGCUCUGGCACUGUACUCGGCUCUGUUCUCCUAUUCGGGCUGGGACACCCUCAACUAUGUCACUGAAGAGAUCAAGAAUCCUGAGAGGAAUCUGCCCCUCUCCAUUGGCAUUUCCAUGCCUAUUGUCACCAUCAUCUACAUCCUGACCAACGUGGCCUAUUACACUGUGCUAGACAUGAGGGACAUCCUAGCCAGUGACGCCGUUGCUGUGACUUUUGCAGACCAAAUUUUUGGAAUAUUCAAUUGGACAAUUCCACUAGCAGUUGCAUCAUCCUGCUUUGGUGGCCUCAAUGCUUCCAUCGUAGCUGCAUCUAGGCUUUUCUUUGUGGGCUCAAGAGAAGGCCAUCUGCCUGAUGCCAUCUGCAUGAUUCACGUGGAGCGGUUCACACCGGUACCUGCUCUGCUCUUCAAUGGCAUCAUGGCACUGAUCUACUUGUGUGUGGAGGACAUCUUCCAGCUCAUUAACUACUACAGCUUCAGCUACUGGUUCUUUGUGGGGCUCUCUAUUGUGGGUCAGCUCUAUCUGCGCUGGAAGGAGCCUGAUAGGCCUCGUCCCCUCAAGCUCAGCCUUUUCUUCCCGAUUGUCUUCUGCCUCUGCACCAUCUUCCUGGUGGUGGUUCCACUUUACAGUGACACCAUCAACUCCCUCAUUGGCAUUGGCAUUGCCCUCUCAGGCCUGCCCUUCUACUUCCUCAUCAUCAGAGUGCCAGAGCACAAACGACCUCACUGCCUCCGAAGGAUUGUGGCAACCACCACAAGGUACCUCCAGGUCCUGUGUAUGUCAGUUGCUGCAGAGAUGGACUUGGAAAAUGGAGGAGAGAUGCCCAAGCAACGAGAUCCCAAGUCUAACUAAAUACUACCUAGAGUCCUGAGAUGUGGAAAAGCAAGGGCCUCUUGUCUCCUACUGGCUGGAGCCUUGGACACUGAAAAGGAAAGGUCAUUUGUUUGGAGGCACCUGUCCAGAAUCUUGGUCUAGGCAGCUUCAACAGCUUCUGCACCUGCUUUUAGGGAGAUGGAAAGUAAUUUAUUUGUUUUGCUACAUACUAUUUCAGAUUUUGUUUGAAAGGACAAUAAAUAAAGCAAACUACAGUGGGGACCAUGUCAGGUGUGGGCUUGGUUCUAGUAGCACAUUCCCAUGUGUUAAGAUAUUCCCUCACCUCUGGGUGUGCCUAGCUACUCUUAUACUUUAGAAGGGCCAAUAAUGCUCCAAACUUCCCGUCUCCUUUAGAGACAUGAAAUGUCACAGGUGCUAGACAAUAAAAAGGUUAUAUUCCUAA
This is a messenger RNA of Manis pentadactyla (Chinese pangolin), 2417 nucleotides long. RefSeq names its product solute carrier family 7 member 7 (gene SLC7A7). The record is from RefSeq and is a predicted model, not a curated record. Gene Ontology annotation, cellular component: membrane. Gene Ontology annotation, biological process: amino acid transmembrane transport. Bases 341 to 1993 code for a protein of 550 amino acids. Lineage: Eukaryota; Metazoa; Chordata; Mammalia; Pholidota; Manidae. The transcript has 12 exons. Gene Ontology annotation, molecular function: L-amino acid transmembrane transporter activity; basic amino acid transmembrane transporter activity.